AAAGAUUAAUCUAAUGCCUAAAUUCAAGGGGAAGAAAAGGACAAGAAAAGGCAUGUAAAACCAGAUUCCAUUAGAGUAUUUGAAACAAAAUACAGUUUGGCCUCCUGUUCCCCAUUGUAGGACGUAAGAUUUUGCACCAAACAAAUCAUGGGAGGGAUCCUCUCUCCGAGUUAAUAAAACAGGAAGAUGAAUUUUUUGCAACAAUAACUGCCCUUACGUGUCAUCCCCUGAUCUCACUUAAUUUAACAAUUCACUAUCCCUUGUCAGAAUUCCUCCUGCAAACCUGCGUCGUCCAUUUUUCUCUUCCAGGAUUGAGUAGUCUGUCUCUUCAAGGGACAAUUUCUUUUGGAUCAGCUCAAAGGACAGACAACAGGUCUGAAGAAGAGACAAUUCAUGCUCCCUUUCUCAAGCAAGGACUAUCUAUUAGCUUAAGAAAGACCUCAAUUUGCGAUGCAUGAUUGAGUGAUUAUUGAUUGAUUUGAAGUAGAUCCUAACUGCCCAUUGUUUUUGGUGGGUCAUUAGCGCGAAAGCUGAAAGAGCAAUUUUUUUAGCGGGUCAUUGCCCUGAAAGACUAAAGGCUGAUCCCCAACAAUGAAGGACACUUCCCUGGCGAGAAAGAGGAACAUUACCUUGAGAUAUGACAUCAGUUCAAGCCUUGCUGCAGCUGGGAUAUCAAGCAGCCCUGCCAGGCAGAAGAAGCUAAGGAGGCUUCCUCAUGUUUUUUGUAGGGUCCUGGAAUUGCCAUUCAGCUCAGAUGUCCCUGUUGCAGUGGAGGAGAGUCAGGAGUGUUUCAGGUUUGUUGCAAGCUCUGAUGUCGUGUUUGAGGAGGUGUGGUUACAAGUUAUAGAGAUUUUUACUGGGGUUACCAAAGUUGUUGUUAGGGAAGGGGCUAACAGGCUGAGGAUUCCCUGGGAUGAAGCAGAAUUGGAUUCGUGGCGUUUCAGGCUGCCCUCGUCUACGCUGCCAGAGCUGUCCAGUGUAGUUUACAGUGAUGGGGAGCUUGUUGUUACUGUACCUAAAGAUGUAUCCGGUACUUCUCCUGAGGAAGACGACGAUGGCACCUUGAUUGAGGCCAGAGAUGAAGAUUUGGGUGCAGAGAAUGGGCACCCGAGAGGCAUCACCAGGACUGGUUGCAAUUCAGAAAAUCCAAAUGAAGAGGGCCCUGACACAGGUAAGUUUGAAGAACAAGUUUUGUAUAACAGCGAGACUGGGCUGAAUAAUGGGAGAGGAAGCCUCACUUUGAUGAGACCUGGCAUCCCUAUUGGAUCCCUUGUGGCUGUCCAAUGAUAAGUUGGCAUCACCCUUUCUAGGGCGGGUAUUGGAAUUCCGCAGAAACUUUAAGUUUUUCUUGUUGAUAAAGUCCGAACUUUACCGUGUUGCUUCAGUGUUUUAAUGCUGGUUAACUUCAAUAUAUGAAAUAAUUCUUCAAAAUUA
This is a messenger RNA of Cryptomeria japonica (Japanese cedar), 1434 nucleotides long. RefSeq lists its product as uncharacterized. The transcript is spliced from 2 exons. Bases 592 to 1287 code for a protein of 231 amino acids. The record is from RefSeq and is a predicted model, not a curated record. Lineage: Eukaryota; Viridiplantae; Streptophyta; Pinopsida; Cupressales; Cupressaceae.